Molecule: messenger RNA, 992 nt
Organism: Durusdinium trenchii
Lineage: Eukaryota; Dinophyceae; Suessiales; Symbiodiniaceae
Source: the annotation of a GenBank genome assembly
UGACAAUAGUGGAGGUGAAACAAGACCAGAGCAGCAUCUACUGUAAUCGGAUUGAUUGAGCCUGCUGUCUAAAGUAUAUUGAUUGACAUUCGUUAAUUAUAGAACAACUAGUAAUUGCCACCCAGAUUUGCUUGAGCAGCUCGAUUCCGGGUUCUCAAGACCCUGAGCCAUGGGAGCUUUGGUUUCCUCGUCUCGGGGAUUUCGGGCGAGCUGGCACCUUCUGCAAGCGAAGGAGACGACCAGCUGCUACCUUUGUGUGUGAAAGUGAACGGCCGCACUCAGCGGUCGAUGCGGUCGACUGCGGAAGGCAACUUCUUCGCAGUGUAUGACGGCCACGCCGGGCGAAGCUGUAAGCUUGGUCAAAGCUCUGAGCUCCCGAAGCUUUUGGGACAGACCAGCGCAGAUGUUUGCCAUUUGCCACAAGGCGGCUCGGUCUCACCUUCUGUCCGGCGACAUCGUGGUGCGGUCCAACUCCUCGUGCUGUCGCCGCGCUUUGUUUGCGAAAUGACCGGCGAGCCCGGCGAGCCCGGCGACCUGGCACCGAGCCGCGCCUCGCAGUUCAUUGGGAAUGUCCAACAAGUCUGGAGAAGUCCAAGGAAAGAAGAUUGUCAGGUCAAUGCAAUCAGUCAUUGAGGGGCGCAUGAAGAAUUUGACAGCCAAAUUUUCCACACGUCCUUUGAUUAGGAGACAGCUUCGCAGAAGCGUUGUUCGUGCAAAGGGAUCCUGUUUGGACAAUCAAGGCUUCUCUGACGCUGUUUCUUGGUCGACUGGACAGCAUCUAUUGGUCAUACCUCUCUCGAAGCUGGCGCCAGAGGAGGAUGAACUUGGUGUCAGCUUCCACAGAGAAGUCCUCUUUCACAAUUGAUUGUACCCUUGAUGCUUCCGAAGCCUGCUGCGCUGGGUACUGAUGCAUCAUCCCAGCAGGGCGCGCAAAGACUUGGCAGUUGUCAGGCCAAAAGCCAUCUUGAACUAGGAGCAAUAAGCUACGAGGG